GCGCCUACCUAAUAUUUUGCAGUAGGCGUUCCGUAAUCGCAUUCAAAUCCGCGUAAUAAGAACUGAAAAAUUCACGACAGAAUCGUUUUAUCAUCCGGAAAACGCCACUCAAUUCUACCUUUGCCUCGAAGUUCGAACUCGAUUCCCAAAGCGGACUUGUGAACAUCAAAACCUGUAUCGGCCGAAGUGAGCCCAGGUGUGAACUACAAUAUGGGUGUGGGAUUUUCCAGGGUGGAAGAGGGAUUCAAGUGAGGGUUCUAGAAUUGGAAUUGUUGUAGACUUUUGAGUGUUUGUUGGAGAUUUGGUAUUGGGUGCGAAAGAUAUGAGAAGUGACGUUUGGAGAUGGGUUUUAGGUCUGAUAUAUAUAUUUGCUGUUGCAACGAUUUGGAUUGCUGCUAGCUUCGUGGUUCAAUCUGUUGUAGAUGCAGGUGUUUCACCAUUUCUCAUUACGUAUAUUUGCAAUUCUUUAUUUGUGAUUUAUAUCCCCUUAGUUGAAAUUGGGCGUUAUUUGGAGGAUUCCUAUGGAAAUCUAUGGCUUUCAAGAAAAAAGAAGGAUAACCAUUUGCAAGAAUUUGGGGAUUCCGAGGAUAUCACUCUUCUUGGGGAAGGAGAUUUAGGUCUGAAAGUUGGUUCAACUUCGUUGGUCGUGGAGCAGGAAAAAAUAAGUCAUGGGAUGGGUAUUGGUUCAGAAAGCAAAUGCAAAUCAUAUGAAUUUGAAAGGCUUUCACAAGAUCAAAGCAAAGUUUGUGAGGCUGCUAAUGAGCAACUUGAUGUGAAAGGCCGAUGGACACGCACCAGAGUGGCAAAAGUCAGCCUGUUAAUUUGCCCGUUUUGGUUUCUGGCUCAACUCACAUUUAAUCUCUCGCUGAAGUAUACUACAGUCACGUCAAACACCAUUCUAAGCAGUGCCUCCAGCCUUUUCACCUUUUUGGUCUCUCUAGCCUUCUUAGGGGAGAAGUUUACAUGGGUGAAGCUUGUGAGUGUUCUUCUUUGCAUGGGAGGAACAAUAAUUGUCAGCUUGGGUGACUCUGAAACGGGACUUAGUGCAAUUGCUAGCAACCCUGUUCUUGGAGACAUUCUUGCUCUUGUGUCAGCAGCCUUGUAUUCUGCAUAUAUCACCCUUAUUCGCAAAAAGUUACCUGAUGAUGAUGGAAAAUGUGGUCAUGCCAGUAUGGCACAGUUCCUUGGAUUCUUGGGGUUGUUCAACCUCUUGAUAUUCCUACCUGUUGCUCUUGUCCUUAAUUUUACCCAGCUGGAGCCUUUUCAUGCGCUUACCUGGAAGCAGCUUGGUCUAAUUGUCGGUAAAGGUUUGUUGGAUAACGUGCUGAGCGAUUACUUGUGGGCUAGGGCCGUUCUUCUGACGUCGACAACAGUUGCAACUGCUGGUCUGACAAUUCAGGUUCCAUUAGCAGCAGUUGUGGAUUCGCUAACAGGCAAUGCCCCUCAUCCUAUGGAUUACCUUGGAGCUGCAGCUGUCAUGGUUGGAUUCGCCGGUAUCAACGUCCCUUCUGAUGAUUUUUGUCAAUCAAAAGAAGUCAGUGUGGAGUCGGAAGAUGGAAAUAAUAGUUCAAACGCUACUGCCAACUAGAAAAUGCUGGUUGGCUUCGAUAAUACAGCAUAAUUAUCAUGUAAGGCACAUUCUUUUUGUAUAAAUUGUUCUGUUUAGUGGAAAUCAUUUGGAAGUGUAUACUGCCCCCAUCUUCUGUUCGUAGAAGAGAAAUUACUUAGUUAUUUCACUAAUGCACGCUGUUUAAUGGCCAAAUCAUUUCAGAAUGUAAGCCAGUGCCUUCUGGAUUUCAAUACUCCUUGAUGAGAGAAACUACCGAAGUCCCAUUAUUACCAAAA
Molecule: messenger RNA, 1845 nt
Organism: Malania oleifera
Lineage: Eukaryota; Viridiplantae; Streptophyta; Magnoliopsida; Santalales; Ximeniaceae
Product: thiamine-repressible mitochondrial transport protein THI74
Exons: 4
Coding region: 323-1588 (421 amino acids)
Biological process (GO): regulation of peptide transport
Cellular component (GO): membrane
Source: RefSeq, a predicted model, not a curated record